CAGCCAGUUGCUCCUAAAGAGAGAGGCUCCUCCCAGCCCUUGCAGCGCCCUCAAGAUCCAAGACAACCAGGAGGAGGAUGCAGCCCGCAGACAGAACACGGCAGCCCCCGAAGCGCUGAAGCCCCUUCUACGCCUUUCUGCCCCAGCUCCCAGAUUUCCUCCACGAUGGCCUGUAACCGCUCGUCCAUGGAGACCCACGAAUACCCGCUGCCCAACGGGAGCCACGCGGUGGACUCCGGGGCGCCUCAGCCGCCCGCGCCCCUCAGGAUGUCCCUGGCGGUCCUCAUGAUGCUGAUGAUCGUGGUGGGGUUCCUCGGCAACGCCGUGGUCUGCAUCAUCGUGUACCAGAGGCCGGCCAUGCGCUCCGCUAUCAACCUGCUGCUGGCCACGCUGGCUUUCUCGGACAUCAUGCUGUCCUUGUGCUGCAUGCCCUUCACCGCCGUCACCCUCAUUACCGUCCGCUGGCACUUCGGGGACUCCUUCUGCCGCCUCUCGGCCGCGCUCUAUUGGUUCUUCGUCUUGGAGGGAGUGGCCAUCCUGCUCAUCAUCAGCGUGGACCGCUUCCUCAUCAUCGUCCAGCGCCAGGACAGGCUGAACCCCCGCAGGGCCAAGGCGAUCAUCGCCGCGUCCUGGGCGCUGUCCUUCUGCGUCUCGGCCCCGUCGCUGGCCGGCUGGCCGCUGGUGGAGGUGCCGGCGCGGGCCCCGCAGUGCGUGCUGGGCUACACGGAGCUGCCGGCCGGCCGCGCCUACGUGCUGACGCUGGUGGGGGCUGCCUUCUUCGCGCCCUUCGCUGUGAUGCUCGGCUCCUACCUGGGCAUCCUGCACACGGUGCGCAAGAACACCGUGCGCGUGCACAACCAGUCCGACAGCCUGGACCUUCGGCGGCUGCCCCGUGCCGGCCUGCGGCGUCUCCAGCGGCAGCAGCAGGUCAGCCUGGACCUGAGCUUCAAAACCAAGGCCUUCACCACCAUCCUGAUCCUCUUCGUGGGCUUCUCUCUGUGCUGGCUGCCGCACUCCGUCUACAGCCUGCUGUCCGUGUUCAGCCGGAGGUUCUACUGCGGCCCCUCGUUCUACGCCACCAGCUCCUGCGUCCUGGGGCUCAGCUACCUCAAGUCCGUCUUCAACCCCAUCGUCUACUGCUGGCGAAUCAAGAAGUUCCGCGAGGCCUGCGUGGAACUGCUGCCCCAGACCUUCCAGAUCCUCCCCAAAGUGCCUGAGCGGAUCCGGAGGAGAAUCCAGCCAAGCACCGUCUACGCGUGCACCGAAAACCAGUCCGCUGUGUAG
This is a messenger RNA of Hippopotamus amphibius kiboko, 1284 nucleotides long. It is a transcript of the gene GPR45, whose product is annotated as G protein-coupled receptor 45. The transcript has a single exon. Bases 166 to 1284 code for a protein of 372 amino acids. Gene Ontology annotation, cellular component: membrane. The record is from RefSeq and is a predicted model, not a curated record. Gene Ontology annotation, molecular function: G protein-coupled receptor activity. Gene Ontology annotation, biological process: G protein-coupled receptor signaling pathway. NCBI's taxonomy places the organism in Eukaryota, Metazoa, Chordata, Mammalia, Artiodactyla, Hippopotamidae.